Molecule: messenger RNA, 2178 nt
Organism: Scatophagus argus
Lineage: Eukaryota; Metazoa; Chordata; Actinopteri; Scatophagidae
Product: cytochrome P450 4V2
Exons: 11
Coding region: 237-1787 (516 amino acids)
Molecular function (GO): oxidoreductase activity, acting on paired donors, with incorporation or reduction of molecular oxygen; monooxygenase activity; heme binding
Source: RefSeq, a predicted model, not a curated record
UUUCCUUCUAAAACCAAUAAUAGUAGUAAUAGUAGUAAAAAAUUCAAUAUAUAGUGGUCCCCUUUAACCCAGUAAGCUGUCAGUGGAUUUGCUGCAGAGAACAAGGAGGGAAGGCACAGGAGGCGCGUCACACGGUGAUAGUGAAGGCACACGAAGACAGCCUGGGACUGCUGCUUAAACACACAGACACACUGUACAGUACAUACACACGUACAGUACAUACAAAAAUACAAAAGAUGGCAGUUUUACCUGGUAGUUAUGUGAUACCUUUGCUUGGCGUGAGCAUCGUCAUUGCUGCCUUGACCUAUAUCACCUACAAGAUGCUCAGCGAUUACCUGCACAAGUGGUUUGAGAUGAAGCCUAUUCCAGAGGUAGAGGGAACGUAUCUCUUCGUUGGAGCUGCGCUACAGUUCAAAACCAAUGCAGGAGAUUUCUUUCGGCAAAUUGAGGAUUUUUCCAAUGAGUAUCGUGACGCACCGCUGUUUAAACUCUGGGUUGGAACACUCCCAUUUGUGGUCCUGUUUCAUGCUGAAACUGUUGAGACGAUUCUGACCAACCCUGUUCAUAUGGAAAAAGGCUAUUCAUACAACUUCCUCCACCCUUGGCUUGGGACUGGCCUUCUGACCAGCACAGGGCUUAAGUGGCGUCAGCGGAGAAAGAUGUUGACUCCCACUUUCCAUUUCUCCAUCCUGACGGACUUCCUGGAAGUUAUGAACGAACAGGCCGAGAUCCUGGUGGGGAAGCUGGAGAAGAAGGCAGGAAAGGGUCCAUUCAACUGCUUCAGUGACAUGACCUUGUGUGCCCUGGACAUUAUCUGUGAAACUGCAAUGGGAAAGAAAAUUUAUGCUCAGAGUAAUUCUGAUUCUGAGUAUGUUAAGAGCGUGUACAAAAUGAGUGACAUUAUCAGCAGCAGACAGAGGAAACCUUGGUUUUGGCCUGACUUUGUGUACUACUGGUUUGGUGAGGGCCGAGAACAGGACAAGACACUCAAAAUCCUACAUUCCUUUACGUACAAGGUGAUACAGGAAAGAGCAGAGAACAUUUCCUGUAGUGAAUCGGACAGCGACUCUGACCGGGGGACAAAGAAAAGACGAGCGUUUCUGGACAUGCUGUUGAAGACCACAGAUAUGGAUGGAAACAAGAUGACCCACCAGGACAUUCAGGAGGAAGUGGACACCUUUAUGUUCAGGGGACAUGACACUACAGCAGCUGCUAUGAACUGGGUCCUGCAUUUGCUGGGCUCCCAUCCUGAGGCACACAGCAAAGUUCAACAAGAGCUUCAGGAGGUGUUUGGUACAUCUGACCGGCCCAUUAACACAGAGGACCUGAAGAAGCUCAAAUACCUUGAGUGUGUGAUCAAAGAGGCCCUGCGGCUGUUUCCCUCGGUGCCUAUGUUUGCCCGCACCCUCGGUGAAGACUGCUAUAUCAAUGGUUUUAAAGUGCCCAAAGGUGCUAAUGCCAUCGUCCUCACCUACACUCUCCACCGUGACCCACGAUACUUCCCUGAGCCCGAGGAGUUCAGGCCUGAGCGCUUUCUGCCAGAAAAUUCAGUGGGAAGGCCUCCAUACGCGUACGUUCCCUUCUCUGCUGGACUCCGCAACUGUAUCGGUCAGCGUUUUGCACUGAUGGAAGAAAAGGUGGUCUUGGCUUACGUUCUGCGUAACUUCAACGUUGAAGCUUGUCAGAAACGGGAGGAGCUGCGGCCCGUGGGAGAGCUCAUCCUGCGACCAGAGAAGGGCAUCUGGAUCAAACUGGAAAAGAGGAAACCACAGGCUUCAUCAAACUAGCACCUGCUCCGGCUGACAGGAGCUAUUGGUCCAUUGGUCCAAAACAUGGUCCAUUCAGCGACCUUACAUUCUGCCCAGCUCUAAUGAACUCUGUCAUGUUUUCUAAAUACCCUUUAAGAGGUCAGGGAGAGUAGUGACCUUGUUGUUUAGAUUGUGGAAUUUUCUCAUCAUUAUAGACAUUAUAAUUACAAAAGUAAUCCUUGUAAAAAUAAGUUUUCAUCUUUUUUUGACAUUGUUAGUUUUAGUCGAAAAGCUACUUGAUGCUAUUCUGGCUCUGUGUAUCAACAAUCCUCUACUAAUUUUGAUCCUCGAGAAUGUUUUAAUACCAAAUAACUGUUCAAAUGUGUUACAUGGUUCUUAAUUUGUGUAUUAAAAUUAUAUUAACAGCUAA